Neolamprologus brichardi is the source of this 6015-nucleotide messenger RNA. The record is from RefSeq and is a predicted model, not a curated record. NCBI's taxonomy places the organism in Eukaryota, Metazoa, Chordata, Actinopteri, Cichliformes, Cichlidae.
UUGACCGAGUUCGUCCUGCUGCUGCUCCCCGGUCUCCACUGUGGAUUUACAUACCCUGAUUUCCGUGGGACUGGGAAGAGAAGGGGGAGGGCGGUGAGCCUUUCAGGAACUGAGGAAGCAGCCGCAAACGGCAUAACUUAACAAAUUAACAACUUGUGUGCUCGCCGUCGCUUCUGUGGCGCCUCCUGCCUUCUGUCGGAAUAACGGCUGCUUUUCUGCUCUUCUGGCUCUCUUCGCUUCUCUCGCUGGAUCAUUUUCCUAUACUGGAGGAGGGCUGGGAGUUUUUUCGGAGGAGACGGGAAGCAGCUUGAGUUUAACCCGGUUGGAAGGGCUGUGGCCAUGGCCGGGGGUGGUGGUGGCGGCGGCAGUGGGGCUUCUCCGUUGGGCCCCGCACCGCCGAUGUGGUAUCACCGGGACCUGAGUCGAGCGGCGGCCGAGGAGCUGCUUGCCCGAGCCGGUAGGGACGGGAGCUUCCUGGUGCGGGACAGUGAGAGUGUCAACGGGGCUUACGCUUUGUGUGUACUGUUUCAGAAGCACGUCCACACAUACAGGAUAUUACCAGAUGACGAAGGUUUUCUGGCAGUGCAGACCUCUCAGGGCGUGCAGCCUAAGCGGUUUAAGACUCUGCCAGAGCUGGUGUCAUUGUACCUGCAGCCCAGCCAGGGUCUGGUCACCACCCUGCUUUACCCCGUGGAGAGAGAGGAGACAGCUGUCAGUGACGACAGGGACUAUUCCGAUGGAGAGGAUGAGAAGCCGCCCCUCCCCCCUCGCUCUUCCUCCACCUCCACUCCCCCUGGACCAGACACACCCACAGACAGUACUCCAGCAGCUAAUGGCCUGAGCACCAUCUCCCACGAGUAUCUGAAGGGCAGCUACGCUUUGGACCUCGAAGCAGUCAAACAGGGGGCCUCAUCCCUGCCUCAUCUCAACAAGACACUAGUGGCCUCCUGCAAACGCCUUAAUGGAGAGGUGGAUAAAGUUCUGUCAGGCCUGGAGAUCCUGUCUAAAGUGUUUGAUCAGCAAAGCGCUUUCAUGGUCUCCAAAAUGAUCCAACAGUCAGUGAAUCAGGGUGGAGACCAGGAACUGGAGAACCUUGUGACCAAGUUGGCGAUUCUCAAAGACCUGCUGUCCUCCAUAGAAAAGAAGGCCCUGAAAGCUCUACAGGACAUGAGUUUGACCUCUCCAUGCUCCCCCCCUCCUCUGCACUCCAUGCGUCACAGCAAAUCCAUUCCUGUGCAGGCCUUCGAGGUGAAGCUCGACGUUUACCUGGCGGAGCUGACAAAGAUCGGAAAGAGUCAGAAGUACACACUGUCUGUGGACGUAGAGGGAGGAAGGCUGGUAGUAAUGAAGAAGGUGAAGGACAAUCAAGAGGACUGGAUCACCUACACACAUGACAAAAUACGUCAGCUGAUCAAGUCUCAGCGGGUGCAGAAUAAACUGGGCAUUGUGUUUGAGAAGGAGAAGGAUAAGAGCCAGAGGAAAGACUUCAUCUUUGCUAGCGCCAAGAAACGGGAGGCGUUCUGCCAGCUGCUGCAGCUGAUGAAGAACAAGCAUUCCAACCAGGACGAGCCAGACAUGAUCUCCAUCUUCAUAGGCACCUGGAAUAUGGUUCCUAUCGCCGUGCAGACUCUGUGGAACAUAAAACUUGCUGUGUUGGUGAAACCUGAACACGAGAACCGGAUAAGCCACGUUGGGAUGUCCAGUGUCAAGACGGGCAUCGCCAAUACCCUGGGUAACAAAGGAGCAGUGGGCGUGUCUUUCAUGUUCAAUGGGACGUCGUUUGGCUUUGUCAACUGUCACUUGACAUCAGGGAAUGAAAAGAUUGCCAGGAGGAACCAGAACUACCUUGAUAUCCUGCGGCUGCUUUCACUGGGAGACAAACAGCUGAGCUCCUUUGACAUUUCGCUGCGCUUCACGCACCUCUUUUGGCUGGGAGACCUUAACUACAGGCUGGAUAUGGACAUACAGGAGAUUUUAAACUACAUUAACAGGAAGGAGUUUGACCCCCUGCUGAAAGUGGACCAGCUCAACUUGGAGAGAGAGAAGAAUAAAGUGUUUUUACGCUUCGCGGAGGAAGAAAUCUCGUUUCCGCCCACCUACCGUUACGAGCGAGGCUCAAGAGACACGUAUGUCUGGCAGAAGCAGAAGGCCACAGGGAUGAGGACUAAUGUUCCAUCGUGGUGCGAUAGGAUUCUGUGGAAGUCUUACCCAGAAACACACAUAGUCUGCAACUCCUAUGGCUGUACAGACGAUGUUGUGACCAGUGAUCAUUCCCCUGUAUUUGCUACAUUUGAGGUGGGCGUGACCUCCCAGUUUGUCUCCAAAAAAGGUUUGCCAAAGUCUUCAGAGCAGGCCUACAUCGAGUUCGAGAGCAUUGAGGCCAUAGUAAAGACGGCGAGCAGGACCAAGUUCUUCAUUGAGUUUUACUCCACUUGUCUGGAAGAGUUUAAGAAGAGUUACGAGAACGACAGUCAGAGCAGCGAUAACGUGAACUUCCUGCGCGUGGGCUGGUCCAACAAGCAGUUAACAACACUCAAACCUCUUCUGUCAGAGAUCGAGUACCUGCAGGAUCAGCAUCUCUUGCUAACAGUGAAAUCACUGGAUGGAUACGAGUCCUAUGGCGAGUGCGUGUUGGCUCUGAAGUCGAUGAUUGGCAGCACAGCACAACAGUUCCACACCUACCUGUCUCACCGUGGGGAGGAAACAGGAAAUAUCCGAGGGUCAAUGAGGGUCAGAGUCCCUUCUGAAAGAAUGGGAACCAGGGAGCGAUUGUACGAGUGGAUCAGCGUGGAUAAGGAUGAGACGAGUGGACCUAAAGGGAAAUCUGCUGUGGUAUGCAGAUCGGGGCAUGAGUAUGUGAAGUCAGUACACUCUCCUUUUUUUGCACUUGAUUUUUAUUUAGAGUUCCCACACGUCAGUGGGGAUUUUUCUGUAUAUCAGGUCUUUUUACCUAAACAGGACGGAUCAGACAGCGAUCCAUCCAUCAGCAAGAACAGCUACAAUAAUCCUGCCUACUACAUCCUGGAGGGCGUUCCCAACCAGUCAGCUGCAGCCGUUUCACCUGAGCUUCUGCCCUCUCCUACCUCAGCCAACCCCCAGGCAGCUAAACCCCCUCCUCCCUCUGCCGGGGCGCGUUCCAAACCCCCCGGCGCAGCCUCGGGGCCCCCUCACCCACGCAGACAGGUUCGUGCCAUUAGCGAGGAGAGCUCCUCAGAAGACGAUGGAGGUGCUUGUGUUGUUGGGGCACAGGGAGGAGGUGUUGGAAGCACACUGAAUCGACCUCCUCCUGACUUCCCCCCACCUCCUCUACCAAAGGGAGCCCUGGAGAUGGUUCCCGAGGCCCCCUUCACCAAACCUCGCUCCCUUUACCCCGAUCUGGCUGAGGUCAGGAUCCCCGCAGCUGGCCCCGCUGCCCACGGAGAUGCUUUCAGGCGAGGAGGAGUUGGAGUUGGAGCAGGGGCGCUGGACGACCAGUCGUGCUCUGUGCUCCAGAUGGCAAAGACACUGAGUGACAGUGAGUUUCCUGGACAGCCUCCUCGUGCCCCCUCAGCACCGCCUCCUCUUAGAGGGCAGCCGAUGGGUUUAGGUCUGGAUGCCUGCCGCACCUUCCCACCUAGAAAUCCAAUCACAGAAAGUAUAGCAGAGGAUAUGCCUGAGGAGGCACUUUGGGGCAGCAGUAGCUCAUCUCUGUCUGUGGGGGAAUCGUCAGUGGGCGAGUGGCUGCAGAGGCUGGGCCUGGAGCGGUAUGAGCAGGGUCUUCUACACAACGGCUGGGACGAUUUGGAGUUCCUCAGUGACAUCACUGAGGAGGACCUGGAGGAGGCGGGAGUGCACGACCCCGCCCACAAGCGAAUCCUGCUUGAGAGCCUCAGGCAGCAGCAGCAGCAGAAAUAGACUGCAUCAAACUGGUCCAUGACUGGUCCAAACCGGCCUGGUACCACACCGGGCCCAAUCUCAGCUCAGCUGAACCGAGCUGCAACGUGCCAAUCGAUGCCAGACUGUGCCUUCUGAGAGAAAUUGCACUCCAUUUGUACUUUCAAAAACACUUUCUGAACCAACGUCCUUUGAUUUUCACAUGUACUUUAUGUGUGUUGUCCUCAUACACGUGGCCUUAUUUAAUGAUAAUCAUUUCAGUCCUUCAAGCAUCACUACAUAACUUUGGCUUUUAAAUCCAGAGAGGAGAUCAGAUCAGACCCAACCUGCAGCUUCAAGUUUAAAGCUUGUUUCCAUUUGGCCUGAGAAUCCUCUAACAGAGGAUGACUUUGACAAAGAGAAAAGAGGGCUUUGAAAACACACCACCUGUGUUGCGCACCCUCGCUUUGGACUCUUAACAACACUGGGUUCUUCCGAGUCUCCGAUUUUUCUUCCUCCCACUCGUAGUCACAACAAGACAUCAGUGGGAAUAAUUAGAACAGUCGGGAGUAACAUCCGCCCCAGAGCUCGGGCGGAGGAACCUUUUAACUUGUGUGAUGGAGGAGAGCAGGAAGCGGUGAUCGAAAGGAAACUAGAAAGUCAGGCUUAAGUGAGAUAAACUCAAAUUUCUUUUCAGUUUGUGUAUUCAGUUAAUGAUGUGCAGGCCGCUGUUGUUUCAAUGGACGCCUGUGUUGUCUGAGUGUCUGUCUGUAUUUAUGGUUUUAUGAAUGUUUUUAAUGAUAAAGGGAAUAUCGAGCAAACCAAAUUAACCCCGUUGGAGCUAAAGGUGUAUUCCACCUGGGUGCAGCAUGUUAGGUGACUGUGUUAGCCAUCAACUUGUCACGUCGCCUUUUUUUAAGUGGCCUGUUGCAGCUGGUUGUUAUUGAAACAGUCAGUAUAGGUCAAUAAAAUGAGGAGGCUAAAUGGUGUAAUUAAUGCUGUACCAAGGUGAAAUAUGUCAAAGAUUUUAGCAAAGUACAUUUCUCAUUCUCACAUGUUGCCUGUGAAGAUGCUGAAUUUGAAUUCACAGAAGAAAAUGUAUGUUAUUGUUUGUUGCCUUGAAAACAUGUCAGCAUAUUUUCUGCGUUUCAUUUUCAAAUAUAUAAAUGGAGCAGCGUUCAGGCAAAUUGGUUAACGUAGCCAAAUACAUGAACUAAUUCAACACCAAAACAUUUGUUUUCUCUCUGACAUUUUACUGUCAUUUAGUUUGUUUUUUUUCUUAAAUUACUCAACGCAUUGCCUAGCUUUAGGAUCAUGACACCUUUUACUUUUAUGGGAGACGCUGUCAACUGAUUGAAAACAGAAAACUCAGGUUUCUGCAGGUCAGGUGCGACGUGAGGGCUACUGUUUCUGGAUGUGAGCAGCAGAUGGCGCUGUUGCGCCACAAACCUGACUCUGGAAACCUGCGGAACACAGGACGAAGUAUGCCAGUAAAAGCGGUUACACUCCUUAGUCAAAUUUGGUUUUAGAUUUAGUUUUCAAGCAGUUAAAAGUCGGAUAGUUUUAUUUGUUCAUAAUUUCAAUUUAAAAAAAGAAAAGACCUUAAAGAGAUGUGACGUCACCUCCACGUGCCUGACACCUGCCUUCUUCUAAGGGGGAUCACCAACACUAAGAUGUGAAUGUCAUGUGUGUUUACUGCUGUCAACAUAGUAAAGCAUUCAUCUCUAACUCUGUGAAUGAGACCUUCAUUCACGCCUCAAAGAGAGCCCCCUCCCACCCAAAUACACUGUUGAAUUAUAACCUUUGACUCUACUCGCCUCUUAUGUUUGUUUUUUUUACAUGUGUCUAAUCCUUUAACGGCCCAACUGUCACAGCACAGAGACUCUGGAUCUGUCAUUCAGUUGUGUUAAAUUUAAGUCUUUUUGAGCCUUUUCAGUGUUCUCAGUGAUGUGUGUGUGUGUGUGUGUGUGUGUGUGUGUGUGUGUGUGUGUGUGUGUGUGUGUGUGUGUGUGUGUAAGUGGAAAAAAGAGACUUGUUGUUUUAUCUGACACUCCAUUUCUUGUUGUUUCUUCAUGCAGUCUACGUCGGUUGUGUUAAAUUAAUGUAAGUUGUUCACCCAUGUAUUUUUAUUCAAUUAAAUUGUAAUACCCUUACAUAUUUAAA